AUGCCGCCUGGCCGCGCUACAAGCUCGGGCCAUAUGUUCCUUAUCGGGCAGUCCCUUAGCAGGAGCUCUCUCUCCAAGGCGCCGGUCCCGCGACGUGAUUACGCGAUGCGUUCGUCGCUCGAAGACAUUCCCGACGAGAUCAUCCGCCAUAUUCUUCUCUACCUGCCGCCAGAACACACCCUCGAAAGCUUCCAACUCAUCGCUCGUCGAUAUCACCACCUUGCAAGCGAGCCCUUGUUGUGGCGAUGGCAUUGUCGGAGCUCGUUUCGCUUUUGGGACCCUAAGCACAAGUUUCAAGAGAAGCUUACGGCGCUCGCGUCUUCGGUCGACUGGAAGGGUUUAUGGAUCACAAGGAAACGGGCGAACAACAGGGCUGCACGGUUGCUGGACGGGGUGAUCUCGACGAAAGUUGGCCAAUUGAAGCGGCUGCAGGGAAUAUGUGAGCUGGGUUACGACGUGAAGGACUACCUGCUGGAGCAGUGCCACGUGGAUGAAACCGCGGAGGAUUUUUUGGCUAGGAGAUAUUAUGCAAACACGGCUCUGGGCAGCAUACACAGGAGCGUGGCUGUGGACCUGUGGUCUCGGUAUCAAGGCCGGGCCUUGAGCUCCGAAGGUCUUGAUACAGCACUGGGUGCGUUUGACAUGUUUGUAUUGCAUGACCAGGAGCAGGAUCUUGAUUACAUCGUACGGACACUCGACGCACUAGCGGAGCAGUUCCGGGUCGAACAUCCGACGUUCGAGAACCUAUCAACCAGAGAAAAGGCCCUAUGCUUAGUCCGCUGGCUGAGAGCGAACCAUCUCACCGGCAUGGAGCAUCCCGAAAUCAACUACCGUAACCUAAGGAACUGCUUCAUUGGCCAUGCGCUGUCUGAAGAGACUCACCCUUCUCUGCCUAUCAUCUCGAGCGCCAUCUUCACCUGUAUUGCGGAACGAUUAGGGUUAAUAGCCUUUUGUCUGGCGUUCCCCAGUCAUGUGCACGCAGCGGUGUAUGCGCCACCCGGGAAGGAUCUCGAUGGCGAGGACACGGACGAAACGGAUGGGGAGAAGAAGCGGAUGUGUCUGGAUCCCUACGGGUCCGACCAAGAGGUUACCCUGAGCGACCUGCGCCUUAGGCUGGUCGAGUUUGGGUGGGCGCAAGGAACAGAGGCAUUUCUCAGACCUUCGCCGGUGCCGAUUAUUGUGCAGAGGACAGCACAGAAUAUCAGGGCGACACGGGACACAGUCCAAAAUCUUACAGACAACGACAUACUUGGGUCUGAAAUGAAGCGCCUGCGGAGUGGCCACCCAGGCCUGAACAUGGAGGCCGCUGAGUACGCUUCCAUGUGGGCAGAGCUCCUCAUGAAGCAAACCACGAGCUUCCACUGGGACUCGAACCUGGAUUCAUUCCUCAGAAAAUUUGCCAUCUCUUGGAGCGAAGAUGUUUGGAUCGUUCGCAAGUACCUAGCCCCGUUAUACGACAAAUUCGUAGCCUCGCAACCGCACAGCAGGCUGCGACAAGGCUGGGAAAACGUCCACGAAAUCCUCGCCAUGCUCGCAAGACUCGAUAACAGGAUACCGGAGGUUAGCCGACGGUACACCGAGGACAUAUCCACGCGGGUCCGGUACAAGAUCGGCCAAGUGUUCCGUCACCGGCGGUACGGGUACAUUGGUAUUAUCAACGGCUGGGCGGCGAAGGGCAGCUAUAGCCUCCCAAUGCCGCAUUAUCUUAAUGCUGCCGAGGCCGAGGAGGAAGGGGAUGUGUAUGACCCUACCGAAUCUGUGCAUUCGAGCAGGAUGGGCCCCCAGAGGACAUAUUAUACCUGCCUGAGGCCUACUGUCGACCGGCUACGAGUAGCUCAGGAGAAUGUCGUGAUCGUCACUGACCCCAGCGUCAUCCCAGACGAGCUCUUCUUUGUGGCGGGCAAGUUUUUUCGGCGAUUCGACCCCGAUACCUGCACAUUUGUGUCGAAUAUUAGAGAAUAUUACCCUGAUGAUUGAUGAGCUGGCCGACAGGCAUUGGAAACGAUGUAGGGUAUUGGUUGCUCAGGAUAUGAGCAUAAUCGUCAAUGGGAUUAAAUUGAUGCUC
Molecule: messenger RNA, 2065 nt
Organism: Thermothelomyces thermophilus ATCC 42464
Lineage: Eukaryota; Fungi; Ascomycota; Sordariomycetes; Sordariales; Chaetomiaceae
Exons: 5
Coding region: 1-1977 (658 amino acids)
Molecular function (GO): protein binding; DNA binding
Source: RefSeq, a predicted model, not a curated record